CCUGUCUCUCUUCUCGAGGGCAAAACGGCGUUCACUUAUCAACAGCGUGACCGCAACAGAUAGACAGAGAUGAGCGUUUACACGAGAACGAGCUGCAUUUGAAAGAAAGAGCAAGCUCCGUCACCAAACACAGACUCCGUGCUUCAGAUUUUCGAUUUCUUCGUUUGGGGGUUGUUCGUAAUUGAGAAACAGACGGAAGGACUAUCAUAACAGAUCCCGGAGAAGCACAUUUCUGAUACUAGUUACAUGGUACCUGCUUGCACGCAAAUGCCACCACCGGUUUUCCCUCAGGGUAUCGCUGCAUGCUCUUCCGGAGGCAGGUUUUUCCGCUUCAUCUUCACAUGAGAUGACGGCAGACUGCUUUGGCUGUUUGAAGUGGUGUCCCUGUGGGAUUGUCAGUGCUGAAAGGACAGGAGCAGAACCCAACAGCGUCAGAUAGACCGGUCUUUGGCUUCAGUUCUUCUGUUGUGCUCAGGAUGGUGCAUUCAGCGUCACUCUGCGCCUGUCUGUCUCUUCUGUCUGUCCUCAGCUGUCAUUCUCAUGUUCUACCCCGACUCUCUUUUCCCACAGGUAGUCCAGGUCGUUCCCUCAGUAUCUUCACAAACCCUGAUGUUUACAACACCACCACGCUGUUGCUUAGCGACGAUGAGGGCACUUUAUUCAUCGGAGCUCGUGAUUCUGUUCUUUCAGUCGAUGUCAGUCAGACGGAUGCGAUGACCAUGAAGGAGAAGCUGGACUGGUCUCCGUCAGAAAAAGAUCUCGCUGACUGUGCCAUGAAAGGCAAAAUGAAGAUGGAUUGUCAUAACUUCGUGAGGGUUUUGCAAGAGCUGAACUCCACCCAUAUGUACGCCUGUGGAACGUUUGCCUUCAGCCCCCGCUGCAUCUACAUCAAUUCGAAGACAUUUUCCAUGGCUACAGGCCCCAGCGGUAAGCCAGAAGAAGGCAGAGGCCGCUGUCCUUAUGACCCAUACCAGAAGAACACUGCCAUAACUGUGGAUGGAGAACUGUACACCGGAACAGUGGCAGACUACAGGGGAACUCGGCCUGUGAUUUCACGCCACUUGAGCGAAGGCAGCCAUAUUGAUCUGAAACUGGAUGAUACACUUGGCUGGUUAGAAGAUCCUACAUUCAUCAGCUCCACGUACGUUCCCAGUGAGGAGAAGGUUUAUUUCUUCUUUAGUGAGACUGGAAAAGAAUAUGACUUCAUUGACAAGUUUACAGUGUCUCGCGUUGCCCAAGUUUGCACCAGUGAUGUGGGAGGCCAGCGUACUCUGCAAAAACGCUGGACCACCUUUGCCAAGGCUCAGCUGCUAUGUCAAGCUGAACAAGAGCUGCCCUACAACAUCCUGCAGGACAUUGUCAGCCUUUCACCACCAGAGGGCACGUCUGAGGACGAAACUCUAUUCUAUGGGAUUUUCACUUCUCAGUGGCAAGUUAACUUGGGUCGCUCAGCUGUGUGUGCUUUCAGCCUCAAAGACAUUAAAAAGGUGUUUAAUGGACAUUACAAGGUUCUGAAUCGGGACACUUUAAAAUGGAGCACGCGGGUACAGGAGCAAAUGGCAAACCCUGGAGAGUGUGGCCUCCAUAAUGCGUCAGACAACACUCUGCGCUUUGUUAAAGACAACUUCCUGGCUGAUAAAAGUGUUCGACCGGCCAAUCAGGGCCUGACACUGGUGUCACCUGAUAAGAGCUACAGCAACAUCGCAGCUCAGAGAGUCCGUGGAGCGCGCGGCAGAGAUUACACUCUGCUUUACCUGCUCACAGAGUCUGGCUACCUGCACAAGGCUGUGCUCUUGAAGAACGGAGUUCACAUCAUUGAGGAGAUCCAAGUGUUUCAUCAACCUCAGCCAGUCAAAAACCUCCUGCUGUCAGUCUCAAAGGGUGCAGUGCUGGUGGGCUCUUCAGAAGGAGUUAUUUCAGUGCCUGUGUCCAACUGUUCAUACUACUGGAGCUGUGCUGAGUGUGUUUUAGCCAGAGACCCCUUCUGUGGCUGGGACCCUGUGAUGAAGCUCUGCACAGACAUACACGCUCACGACCAUCUUGUCCAGGAUGUAGAUGAGGGAAAUGUGUCAGUGCAGUGUACAUAUAUGACCCCCAGGUCACGCUCAGUCCAGUCCCGAACCCUUUCAAGUGAAGUGGUGUCCGUGUCACUAAACGAAGUAGUGCACCUGCAGUGUCCGGGAGCGUCGCACCUCGCCAAACGCCACUGGGAGCGUCUCAACAGCCAGCUCUCGCCCAAAAUCUACAUUCAGUCGGACGACGGCGGCCUCAGCUUCGUGGCGACCCCGUCCACCCUGGGACACUACCUGUGCCAGUCUGUGGAGAACGGCUACACUCAAACACUGGUCGCCUACAACGUCAAACAGAAGAGCAGCCCCACCGUCCCACCAGCCACCCUGAACCGCCCACACAGCACCCCGUCCACAGAAACAGGAAUUAAAACCCCCGUCUUAACUACCAGACCCAUCACACCUGAACAAACAGAGCCCACGCCUAAACCAGACGAAGUGGAUCCUACAGUCACACCCAAAGAUUCACCGGCGGCCACCACUCGCAGAAGCAGGAACUUUACUCGCUUGCUUGGCAUGGAAAAGGAAGACUCCCGAAUGACCGAGCCUGGUGAAAACCUCCAGCAAGCGGACACGCCCAGCUACUUUCAGGAGCUUGUAGUGGUGUCCGUUCUCUUAGCUCUGUGCAUCAGCGCCUUGCUAACCAUCGCUUUUAACAGAUUCAGGCAUCUUUGUCCUAGCAAGACGGUCCCGCAAACUCCUUCCUCUCGCAGGGACGUCGAGAAGAGCGGAAGUGCGACGCCCCAGGAGAGAGAGUCUCUCAGAGGAAACUCGCCUUGUUUGGAAAAGCGGAACGGACAAGCUCCUAACGGACAGUCCCACAACGGUCAGGCACAUAACGGCAAAUCUCCCAUCACGCUGAGCAACAGCAUGCUGAACAGCUCAAACGGUCACCUGCCCAACACACCCAUCUGACGCACUCGUCUGGUUUUCUGGGUUCACUGUAAACCUCGUUUCUGAGCCAAACCGGGCUUCUCCUGCAUCGAGCCCUGUCCCUGAACCACUUCGCUUUCCGAGAGGAAAAAAACUGGUAAAAACUGCACACCUGACCUUUUUUUGAGCUGUAAGACUCAAAGAUCUUAAACUCUUGGUACUUCAGUAGUGUACAUUUUUCAGUUCGUUCAUAUUUAUGCUGUAAUUUAUGUGACAACUGUUUGUUUCAGUCUAAAGUGUUUCAGAUGUUAUGCCUCUCUAAAAUCACAUGUAUACGUAGAUGGUCAGUUUAAGAUUUUUAUUGAUCUCUUCAAAGGUUUUAAUUGAUGUCAGAAGCUGUUCAGUCAGCUCAGUUUAAAAUACACUUUUUAAAUAAUUUUAUAUUACAAAUUUUCAUGAACCUUAAAAGUAAAAUGUAAUAAAGUUUCCUAAGAGAGGCAGCUGAUCAUCGGCUAAUUUCAGCUUCAAAGAAUUGCUUGAAAUUGCAUAUUUUCCAAUAUGAUCAAAUGUUCAGUUUCCUGUACUCUUGUCUGCAUUGUUCAGAGUUGCUAUAUCGCACAUCUUUUUUUAGUCUUUGCCUUUUUUCCUUAUUUUUGAAUGCUAAGACGAGGUAUUGUCGGUGUAACUUUUUUUUUUCUUUCAGUUCACCCAAAAAUUAAAAUUUUGUCAUUUUAUACACCCUCAGAUUGUUGGUAACCAAACCGUUUUGGUUUCCCGUGACACUUGUUUUAUGUUGAGAAAAAAAAAAAAAAAAAAAAAAAACGAUGUCAGACAAUGGGAAUAGAAACAGUUUGGUUAACUAUGUUUUUGAAAAAAUUUUAAGAAAGAAAAAAAAAAAAGAAUCUUUUGUGUUCCGCUGAAGAAACUCAUACAGGUUUAGAAUGACAUGAGGGUGAGUUAAUAUCAGAAUGUUCAUUUUUGGGUCAAUUAUCUCUCGAAUGUUGCACCAAUGCAAAAAUGAAGCUUUCGAAGAUGCUUUUCAAGUGGUUUAAUUUAAAUAAGUAUUUUGUAAUGCAUAAAAUUGUGCUGAUCAGUAAUGUGCAGGUACGAGUAGAUGUUUGUCUAUCAUUCAUAUUUCAGAGUAACAAUAUCUCAAUAUAAAAAUAAUACUCAAAUGUGUUAUUUCGCGACCUGUUAUAGAAAACUAUGGAGCCUGGUUACCUCGUUCAAUAUUGACCACUUCACUCUGCCCUAACGACAAAACACAGGAACUUCAACACUGGAACUGAGAAAAUGGCCUCGAAGGAUUUUUGGGUUGAAUUUUGUUCAGUUUUUAUUAUUCAAAGCACUGGGAGAUGGUUAAGCCAAUCUGUUACAGGAAAAAUCAUAGUCAAAGAAACUUGUUUUGUUCUUAAAUAUGAUAAGAAAAAAAAAAUCGGCAGUUGUGUUUUGCGUUUGCACAGCAGUAUAUUGGGCCUGUUUGUAGCUGCAUCCACUAAAUUGGGAGUGACCUGCACCUGUUGUUUUAUUCUUUCCCAGCCUGUGGUUUGUCACUGAACGGUACGGAUUUGAAGUCUUCAUUCUGGGGAAAUCACUUGUAAAUUGUGAUAUUGCCAAAUGUGUGUUUUAUAAUCAAAUGACGGAGAACUUGUUCUGUUUAGUGGUUCAGAGAAUGGUUCCAUGUAUCUGUUUGUCUGUAGUUGGGUAACUGAGACCAGUCGAAGUCCAGUAUGUGAAGCCUGUCACAGGAUUAGAUGCAUUCUCCUGCACGCCACUGUUUUUGAAAGAUUAUGUUGUUUAUUUUUUUAUAGCCUAUGAUGCAGGCUGUUUUGAGAAUAAAAGAUGCUGAUUUAAA
Messenger RNA from Cyprinus carpio (common carp), 4797 nucleotides. Its product is annotated as sema domain, immunoglobulin domain (Ig), transmembrane domain (TM) and short cytoplasmic domain, (semaphorin) 4Ab. Gene Ontology annotation, biological process: positive regulation of cell migration; negative regulation of axon extension involved in axon guidance; axon guidance. NCBI's taxonomy places the organism in Eukaryota, Metazoa, Chordata, Actinopteri, Cypriniformes, Cyprinidae. Gene Ontology annotation, molecular function: chemorepellent activity; semaphorin receptor binding. The record is from RefSeq and is a predicted model, not a curated record.